CUCCGCUGCAGCGUUCCUGUCCGAGUGGAAAGUGACAGUGCGCACCACAAACCRCGCAGGAUGACAAAGAAAACCAGCGGUGAGGUUCUCACUGCUGCAAGAAGAGACUAAGAUCUGAGUUUGUGUUCAGCUGGCCUCAAGUGAACUGAGUGCAAACAGAGACCCCCUGCCACCACCUGGAAAACACAGAGAAACUAAGUGGAUUGAAGAAGGCAGAGACUGAGCGGAGGAGUCAAAGAAGAAGGGAGGGACGACAGGGAAGAUUAGCUGCUAAUCCAGUCCACGGACAAUCCUGUAGGAGAUUUGUCCUUCUCUCAGAACGAUGCAGACAAAACAGUGGCAGGAUUACGACGCUUCCGUUUAUUGCCCUCAUCAAGAGAGUGUCGGACAUCGCUUCCCAACGCUUCGAAAGGUCUGAAUGCCUGAGGACUCACAUCUUUGAUGCAGUAGAACCAGUGAACAGCUAACAAAGAGUAAAGCCUUGAAACAGGAUGUCCUGAGGACAGUGUGGUGUCACACGCAUGGAUAAACCUUCUUUAGAGGGAGACGUUGCAUGACGGCAGGUUCCUGUUUUCAGCUUGGUCACUGAGAAGUCAUCACAUAAGAUCUUCUCACUGACAUGGACCACAAACUGGAUUUUAAACUUGACUGACAUGCGUUCAGAGUCCAGACCUUCUCGUUAAGUCUAAAAAGGGAAUAAACAAAACACUUCUUCCACGAUGAGUCUGGGAAAGCUGCCAGGGAUUAAAGGCCUCGUGUCCGGCUCUCAGGGGAAGCGCCGCUUCAAGAGUGACCUCUCCGUCGACAUGAUCAGCCCGCCGCUGGGCGACUUCCGACACACCAUGCACGUUGGGCGUGGYGGGGACGUGUUCGGCGAUACCUCCUUCUUGAGCAACUAUGGAGGCAUUAAGGAGCCAGGGAGUCCGGACUCAGCCAGCAGCUCCAAGUCGACUGGCUUCUUUAUGCGCACCUUUCGGCACGUACGGAAGACCUCCGGGCCACGGCCGCGAGCGGGUUCCCGGGACUUGUCGUCCCCACCGCCUGACAUCUCACCCAUCAUUAAAAACGCCGUGUCUCUGCCUCAGCUGAACGUAGAGUCUGCCAAUGGGUGCCUGCAGAGGAGGGCGCUGUUCCCCAGCUCCAUCAGCUCAACAGACGAUUCCUUCUGCACGUAUGGCGUACAGUCAGGGUUCGUCACUCUGCCUCGCCUCUCUCGACUUGAAAGACAGUUUCCUGACGACGACGUUUGGAAACUGUCUUCACUUGACAAUGAYGGCAACACUCGGACUCGCUCAGAYUCCCUCACUUCGUUCACCCUGGACCUUGGACCUUCUCUUAUGACUGAGGUGUUCAGUGUGAUCGACAACCCAAGCUCCCUUUUAAUAUUCAAUCACAGCCAGGCUGCAGGUGAGGAAGAGGAAGAAGAGGAGAUCGAUGACGACAUCUCUGUGACAGAGAUGCUCGUGCAGACUCCUACAGUUAGUUCACCYGACUCCUCCACGUUCAGCGAGUCGUUCAGUCAUGGCAUGAAUGGGAGAGGGAGCUCUAACAGGACAGAGCAAGAGGACAGGAGGACUCUGAGGACACCUGAUGUGUCCUCUGGGUCUCCUCACAAAGAAGAACCGGCGAUGGAGGCAGAGAGGUUCCAGAGGGCGGCUGAUGUUUUGGCUCGUCAUUAUGGUGGAGGGUCCUUCACAAARGGAACAAGGACUGUCGGCAACAAGACCUCUCCGGGUUUUUACAAAAACCACAAAACAUCGUACGCCUUAUCAGAGGAAGAGGAGGAGAUCAAAGUUUAGAUGAUAAAGCUCUGAAACUGUUUAUUAUCUGAGUUUUUUCAAGUCAGAAAAGAUGAACAUUGUUCCUGUUGUUUCUGCAAACAUUAAUCCAGUAUGUAACACAAUUCAACUACACAAUAUUGUCUAYAUACAUUUAGUAUCWAUCCUGACUAWAGACCUCUGCUUUCUGGCUGUGAURUUUCAAAGAUCUUUGACACUACUUUUUAAAAUGUAUCRUCUAACACUAAUGUGACCAUGGAGGUUCAGCAAACACUCAGUGUUUUACACAUUUUCAGAUGUUUAAGUUUAAAAAUAUAAAUAAUUCAAAUUGAGUUGGGGAACUCAUUACGGUGCAAAGGUUUUCAACCCCUGGAAUCUUUCAGAUUUGUUGCCUUUAACCUUUUAUAUUUAGUAAGUGGUAAAUCUAUACAAARUACUUUAAGAAAAUUAAAUCAUCAUGUGGAAAAAUGAGUUUUAAACUAUUCUAAAAUCAUAUAAACCUGAAAAAUGGUUGAUAUGUAYGGUAUCUAACAAUGACAUGCGGUAAGAAGAGCCCAUCUUGCCAUUAUGAAAAGAAAAAAAUAAUUAUAAUAAGUUUGAGAGUAAUACUGUAUGAAUCCAGUUCUUUGUUAAAAAAUUUAAUUGAACUCAAACAAUUUUGAGUAUUCAGUAAAUAACAAUGUUGUUCAAUGAAAUGUUUUUUGUAUGUAUUAAGAAUGCAGAACACAACUCAGUAACUUCUGCCAAUUGAAUGGUGACAGGUCUACUUCAUAGUGUUUGUACAUCUGUAAAUCUGAUUCUGAUGGAGUCCGUACCUCAACARCUAAUCACCACACAUCACUGACACAGUACAAAGUCAUCCCCUAAAGUCAAUACUUUGUACCUUUUGCAGUUUACAUGAUCAGAUGUAUACGUCUCAAAAUGUUCAUCUGGAAUUUUUAUCCUUUUUCAUGACCAAACCAGAUCCCUCAGGUUAGAUUGAUGCUGCUUGUGUCAAAUAAUAUACCAGAGAUUAACAGUUAGAUUGAAGUCUGAGCUUUGAGCUAUGGAACAUUAAAAUGUUCAUAACUAUAUAAAUAAGUAAAUAAAUAAACAUUAUAGACAAGUAUCUUUAUGAUCAAAUAGUAGAUAAAUGGCAAUGUCAUUGUGAAAUAACUGAAUGAAUGUAUUAUUCUAAGAUCAUUAUUAUGAAAAAUGUUUAUUCUCCUUUAUAAAGGUGCUUAUAAACAAAACAUGUCACAACGAUUUUUUGCCAAUAAUAGAAAUUAUUUUUGAGGCAUUUUAAUUUUAUUUCAGUAGUUUUCAUUCCCAAUGGCUCAUGUAUUUCAAACUGACACUUUUCAACAGAAUGACUUUCUUCAGCUCUUAAUUAGCAGUGUUGCUGAUUCUAAGGUAAAGGUGCUUUAUUGGUCAUCAUGCAAUGACUAAAUUUGUGCUCUGCAUUGGGAGCAGUGGGCAGCCAUAUGCGCCCAGGGAGCAGUUGGGGGUUGGGUGUCUUGCUCAAGGACACCAUGACAUGUGGGCAUGGCAGGGAGUUGAACUUGUGACUUUUGUGUCCCAAGCCAGCUGCUCUGCCACUACACCACAGCCGCACCUUCUGGAGGCUAUCAGAACAGUGUGUACUGGUGUUAAUGAUGAAAUAAUUUAACACUUUGCUCACCAUAUCUCACUGAACUAAUUAUGUAGCCACUGAAGGUAAUGACUGGGACUUCAAAUCAAAAAGGGGUGAAUACAUACACCACUUCAUAAACUUUUAGAAUUAUUUAAAGAUAUUUUCCCAAAAAAUGUAAAUAUUGUUUAUAUUAUAUUAUAUGAAGUAUUUUUUUGGUAAAAUUAUUAGUUACGAUUCAAUUAUAAAUUUAAUUAGUUCCACCUUGUAUGGCAACAAAACAAAAAAUUUUGGAAGUGAAUACUUUUGCAACUCAUUGUCAUCUACACUAUGUUUGUCUUAACACAUUAUUAUAUACAUGUAAAUACGUAUAUUAACAUUUGUGUACAAUUGUAAUUAUGGUGACCUCCUGUAACAUAUAUAAUGUGCUUAUUUCAACAUCAAUGUACCAGUUCAACAUCCUAUGGUAGUUUUAUUUUUAGAUAAAGUUAUUGUUUAUCUGUACACGUUGUGUUUUUUUCAUGUUAUGAAAUGAAGAUUAUUUCACUAUUCAGCUGAAUAUAUUAUUUCAGUAACAAGUCUGGAUAAA
This is a messenger RNA of Austrofundulus limnaeus, 3976 nucleotides long. RefSeq names its product CDC42 effector protein (Rho GTPase binding) 1b (gene cdc42ep1b). Bases 720 to 1799 code for a protein of 359 amino acids. Gene Ontology annotation, biological process: Rho protein signal transduction; positive regulation of actin filament polymerization; regulation of cell shape. The transcript has 4 exons. Gene Ontology annotation, molecular function: small GTPase binding. Gene Ontology annotation, cellular component: plasma membrane; cytoskeleton; cytoplasm. Lineage: Eukaryota; Metazoa; Chordata; Actinopteri; Cyprinodontiformes; Rivulidae. The record is from RefSeq and is a predicted model, not a curated record.